Molecule: messenger RNA, 2233 nt
Organism: Nymphaea colorata (pocket water lily)
Lineage: Eukaryota; Viridiplantae; Streptophyta; Magnoliopsida; Nymphaeales; Nymphaeaceae
Product: fatty acyl-CoA reductase 3-like
Exons: 10
Coding region: 371-1846 (491 amino acids)
Biological process (GO): long-chain fatty-acyl-CoA metabolic process; suberin biosynthetic process
Cellular component (GO): intracellular membrane-bounded organelle
Molecular function (GO): alcohol-forming very long-chain fatty acyl-CoA reductase (NADP+) activity
Source: RefSeq, a predicted model, not a curated record
GCGGUGCUUUUCGUGCUCAACACUGCUUGAUAGUGGCAUUUAUGCUACGCAAGCAGAGAACCAGAGGGGCGGCUAGCUAGCACCGGGAAGACGCACAUGUAUGUCUAUAAAGUACUGAGGGAAGGGCUGGGGCAUUAGCAGCGGGCACACAUCAAGCUAGUCUCGAAGAAGAGGAGGGGGGAAGGGGGCGACUUGUUCUGUCUGUUUGUUCAUUUGUGGCAUCGGAUUGAAGGAGCCGCUUGAAACAAACCAAAGAGAGACCGUACCUCCCCAAGCUCUUCCCAGCAACCGUCAGAGAAGCGUGCUGCUCUCUUCAUCUUCUCCUUCAUUACCGUCUGCCACCCGGGGAGUUGCUAAUUACUCCAUCCCAAUGGCGUCUUUGGAUGGAGGGAUUGCUGAGUCUCUCAAAAACAAGAGCAUCUUGCUCACUGGCUCCACUGGCUUCCUUGCUAAGAUAUUCGUGGAAAAGGUUCUGAGGGUUCAGCCUCAGGUGAAGCGCUUGUUUCUCAUUGUGCGUGCUGCUGAUCUCAAGUCUGCCACUCUCAGAAUCCAUGACGAGGUGCUGAAGAAGGACCUGUUCAGGGUGUUGAAGGAGAAGCACGGCAGUGGGUUUGAGUCGUUCUUCUGGAGCAAGGUGUCGCCGGUAGUGGGAGACAUAGCCAUGGAAGGCCUCGGGAUGGUGGACGCGUGUGUCCAGGAGGAGAUCUCCAGGGAGGUGGACGUCAUAGUCAAUGUUGCUGCCACCACUAGCUUCGACGAGAGAUAUGAUUCGGCUUUGCGGAUUAAUGCCUUGGGCGCCAUGCACGUGCUGGACUUUGCCAAAACAUGCCAAAAACUGGAGAUGCUCCUUCACGUCUCAACCGCAUAUGUUGCUGGCUCCGAAACUGGGUUGAUACCAGAGACAGCAUUUCGAAUGGGUCAAACACUCGCCGGAAACUCGACUCUAGAUAUAGAAGCUGAGGUGCAGCUCAUGACCAAGAGAUUGGAGGAACUUCGGGCCGAUGGCGCCACGAAAGAGGCCGAGAGGUCUGCCAUGAAGCACCUAGGCCUUCAAAGAGCAAAGCUGUUUGGCUGGCCAAACACUUACGUCUUCACAAAGGCCAUGGGAGAGAUGUUGAUUGGAGAAAAAAGGGGAGAUAUACCAGUGGUGAUCCUACGCCCUACAGUAAUUGAGAGCACUUAUUAUGACCCUUUCCCCGGUUGGAUGGAAGGCACAAGAACUGUGGACAGCUUGCUGGUUAAUUACUGCAAGGGGAAGCUUACAUCCUUUCUGGCCGAUGGGGAGCUUAUCCUUGAUGUGAUCCCAGGUGAUAUGGUGGUUAAUUCCAUGAUAGUUAGCAUGGCGGUGCACUCGGGUGAUCGGGGUUCGCAGUUCAUCUACCAUGUCGGAUCCUCUGUACAGAAUCCUGUGAGGUAUUCCAAGAUAGUCGAGUGUGGCUACCGUUACUUCAAGGCCAACCCAUGCUACGGGAAGGAUGGGAAGCCCAUCAUCGUGAGAGAGGUCUCCCUCUUCAGCAACAUGGAGAGCUUCAGGAGAUACAUGGCUCUCUAUCAUAAGCUACCUCUAGGAGGGCUGUAUUUGGCAAACCAAGCGUUCUGCAAACUGUUUAACAGCACCUACAAUAAUUUGACAAGGAAAUACAACUUUGUGAUGUACUUGGCUGAGCUCUAUGAGCCUUAUGUUUUCUUCAAGGGAAGGUUUGAGGACAAAAAUUCGGAUGUGUUGAGGUCAAAGAUCAAUGACUCAGAAGCAAAAUUGUUUGAUUUUGACCCAAAAUCAAUCAACUGGGAGGACUACAUUAUGAAGAUCCACAUCCCUGGGAUUAUCAAGUAUGUUCUGAGGUGAAAAGUCUUGAGGAUAGCUGGAAGUGAAGUAGUUCUGCUGUCCCUCGCAAUCAUGUUAACAAGCUACCCUCUUUACUUCUUGAGGAACGAACUUCAGCCACUGCAUUAGAAACAAGGGUGAAGGAGCUACCUUAAUUCUUAAGAAUGUGAAGUAAAUCUUAUAUUUUAUCUUCAAACUCCAUGUGACCAUUCUUUACAAGUGCCAAUAUUAUGUUUUUUCUCCUGAGAUGAAGUCCUACUAUGUCAGUUUCCAAUAAUUGCCUUGUAUGUUUUGUUCCAUAUAUAUAAGCUGGUACUGUUUGAAGUUAUUUUAGGGUGUCAAACAUAUGUAAUACUUUGAAGCUUUCCGUUUCUACUUGAAUGGAUAUAUGUAUAAUAUUCCCUCCCU